Molecule: messenger RNA, 3247 nt
Organism: Puntigrus tetrazona (Sumatra barb)
Lineage: Eukaryota; Metazoa; Chordata; Actinopteri; Cypriniformes; Cyprinidae
Gene: vipr2
Product: vasoactive intestinal peptide receptor 2
Exons: 13
Coding region: 234-1553 (439 amino acids)
Biological process (GO): cell surface receptor signaling pathway; adenylate cyclase-modulating G protein-coupled receptor signaling pathway
Cellular component (GO): plasma membrane
Molecular function (GO): vasoactive intestinal polypeptide receptor activity; peptide hormone binding; G protein-coupled peptide receptor activity
Source: RefSeq, a predicted model, not a curated record
GCUGGCGGUGUAAGAUGCGCGCACAAGGCUCGUCUGACGAUCUAAAGGAGGAGGAACGCAACCAUCAGCCUCCCCUCGGCGGACGCUCACGCGCUCACAUGGACCGCGCGCGCUCACAAGUCUUUUCACAGGGCACCUCGGAACAAGUGGCUUGCUUUCUUCUGCCUCGAAGGAUGACUUCCCGCUCUUGAUGCUGAGGACCGGUCGGCUAAAGAGAGACAAACCAGCGAGAAAUGAAGAUGGACCUCUUGAACUGUUUGGCUCUUCUGUUAGUUUGGCACGCGCACGCGGUCAGCGGGAGACAUGCAAACUGUCUCUUUCUGUAUGAGCUGCAGAUGGCUGAGAAGGAAUGUUUGGACAUGCUGACGGACGAGCUGCCUCCGCACACUAAAGGUUGCAGGGGAAAUUGGGACAAUAUUUCUUGCUGGCACCAUGCCGAUAUCGGAGAGGUGGUCGUCAACACCUGCCCAGCAGCCCUAAAAAAUUUGUUCACCAUAGAUGGCAUCAUUAGCAGGAACUGCACAGCAGAAGGCUGGUCUGACGUGUAUCCCAGCAUCAACAGCGUUUGCUUUGAGCCCCCCCCGGACGCAGCCAAGCUUCUUUUCUACACGGUGAUGAAGACCCUUUACACUCUCGGACACAGCCUCUCUCUCAUAGCACUCAUCACCGGCAGCACCAUCCUCUGUCUGUUCAGAAAACUCCACUGCACCAGGAACUACAUCCAUCUGAACCUGUUCUUCUCGUUCAUACUGAGAGCCAUCGCUGUGCUGGUCAAAGAUGCCAUUCUGUUUUCCCACGAUAAUGCAGAAUGUACAAAACAGCCUUCGCUGAUUGGUUGUAAGGCCAGCCUGAUCAUCUUCAACUACUUCAUCAUGGCAAACUUCUACUGGUUGCUGGUGGAAGGGCUGUACCUACAAACUUUACUGAUGGUCAUCUUCUCUGAGAACAGACACUUUAUAAUUUACCUCCUUAUUGGCUGGGGAUUCCCCACCGUGUUUAUGAUUCCAUGGAUUGUGUGUAGGAUUUACCUCGAUGACACAGGAUGCUGGGAGAGAAACGACGCCCCGAUUCCCUGGCGGGUGAUUACCUGGCCAAUCAUGGCAUCUGUCAUUCUGAACUUUAUUCUAUUCAUCAGCAUCAUUCGAAUCCUGGUUCAGAAACUGAGGUGUCCUGAUGUCGGUGGAAACGAUCAAUCCCAGUACAGGAGGUUGGCCAAGUCCACACUUCUCUUGAUCCCUCUGUUUGGUGUCAACUAUGUUGCUUUCGUUUACAUAGAAGAACAUGGAGAGAUGGACCACUAUAAAAUAUUCUUUGACCUUGGUCUGGGAUCUUUUCAGGGCUUGGUGGUUGCGAUAUUGUACUGCUUUUUGAACAGUGAGGUCCAGAGCGAACUCAAGAGGACGUGGCGGAGUUUGCGUUUAAAGCGGUACAUUGGUCGCGACUACCGUCUGCACAGUUCAUCCAUAUCCAGAAACGGCAAGGAAAACAUGACCCAGUUCCAUCGGAACUCCAGAGCCCAGUCUUUCCUACAGACCGAGACCACCGUGGUGUGAGGCAUCCAGAAACGGCGCUUAAUGAAUCACGCUCAUACUUCACUGCCCCUCGGCUAACAACUCAGUAUUUUUCAAAAGCUUUACGCUGAAGAGGACGAGGCUUUCUGAACCAUGAGAUUGACAUGCAGGAGACACGAUGAGGACUCAGCAUCUCUGAGGCUCAACGCUGGAUUUCAGAACCUCGUUUCAAGGCAAAUUCUGCUAUAAACCACCAAAAUAGCACAUUAAACCAAACCUAUUUGAAUGGGAUAAUAUUGGUGGCAUUAAAAACUCCAGUUCAAAACUCCAAUAUACAUUGCUUUUUGUAAUAAUAACUCUUUAUUGCAUUAGGGUCAGAUUAUAUAAUAGCGUUAUAUAAAUGCUACUUAAGGCCUACAGCAAUUUUCUUAGACGUUCAUGAAAACUCAACGCCAUGCUAUCAACACAUGAAAACUCAACUGCCUCACCAAGAACAUGUCUUGGAUGACUGCAAAAAAGUGGGUCACCUCUAUGCCAAACUCAAAUGUGAGGUUUUAUAAAGAGGACAAUACAGCCAGAGGUGUCCACAUUAGCCAGGAGAAUAUGUCUUACUUCAGAAACUGUAAAAAUCAGACGUGCAUUUAAUGAAAAGUGGUGAUUGUAAGAAAAAGCAAAAAUUCUUGCACUGAUAUUGAACUGUUUUUACAUCUGCAGCAUUACAUAAUGCCAUUUUGUCAUUAUACAACCCCUCGGAUUUUUUUCUUCUUCCUCUUUCAUAUCUUGAAGAAAAGCCGCAGUAUGAAAAACCAAAUACAAGACGAUACUUUUUCAAAGCUGUGUAUAUUCUAGCAUGUGAAUGUAAUUCAUUAUUUGAGGAGAUUCGGUGUAGUCUUAUGAAUGAAAUGACAUGUGGGUGGCAUAAAUAUUACGUUUGCCCACAAAAAGAUGUGUCCAGUGAUAAACCAAACCACGACUCGCUGUUAUUACACCGCAAACUCUUUUAUUUCAUAUCCAACUGAUCAGUAAUUUCAAUAGAAGGUGGUGACUGUGUUUCUGAUUAUUUCUGCUUUUGUGUUGCCGUGCCUCACAUUGUCAGAGGUUUGGAAAAUUGUACACUGCAAUGAAUCCUGCUGUCUGUGCUCUUUUCAUUCAACUGAAAACAGAUAAUUAAUCCAGUAGACAGUUGGAUGCAGAUUUAGGUCAAGUGAACUGACAAAACAGCGAGUGUGAAGGCGUAUGAAAGUGACAUUUCAGUGUGAGCUGUGCUCUGCAAACAGAUUCUGGGAACUGCGGUCCAGAGACUUCACAAUGGGUUGGAGAGGAGAUCGGAUCUCUUACAGCCAGGCCUGAAGAGCGAGAGGUCCCCGGGACACCACGUGCGAGGUUGCGUUCAUUUAAAGUGACACAGAUGCCACGGGCAGGGGCAUUCAGCAUCAUUAUCAGACUGUCAAAGGGAGAAGAAAAGAUGGAGCUUUAAUUAGAGCUGGCAGAAAGGAAUUGUGGGUGGUUGACUGAAUUAAAUAUUGAAGGAGUUUAUUGCGGAGGACAGUUUGCCUUCAUUUUGAAAAACGGACGUGUUUAUUUGACAAAUGCAUUUAUGUACAAGCAGAGGCCAUAUUGUUGUGCACUUCUUGUUUAUUAUAUUUAACCAUCUGCAAUUGUUCUCAGUUUUUGCAGUUCUUGCAUUUCUGCUGAAUGUUUCUUGAUAUUUUUCAUUAAAUGUGACAGUUGUUUUU